UGUAUUAUUUGAUGAUGGUGAAAUACGAAUAAAAACACGAGAAGAUGAUAUAUUUCUCAUGAACGAUAACACACGUAAUUUAAUAAUUAGCGAAGAAUUGGAUGCAAACAUACAAGAACCAUUUCCAAAAGGGAAACCAAUACCAAUAAAAAUUGGUAAAUUUACUGGAUUACUUGAUAAUGGUAAAUUAAUAUUGAAAACUGAAGAUGGUGAUACAACAUUCACUUUCCAUAACACAUUGAGCCUUGAAGUCAAAAAAACGUCUACAACUUUACAAAAUGAAAUUGCUGCUAAAAAAAAAGAACAACCUGAAAUAAUACUAGAGAAAGAUGGUAAAUUUAAUUUUAUUUAUCCAGGUAGUAAAUCAACAUUAAAAACACCGACAAGUGAAAAAAAGUGGCCGAGCAUGAUAAACCCUGAUGACAGCUUGUUUUUACCAUUAUAUCACGACACAUUUCCAAUAAUUGGCAAUUUUAGUUUCUCAUUUGAAGAUACAGUAAAAAUACAAGCAGACGAAAGUGAUGAAGUUUAUUAUUUCAAACAUAAUGUGAAUAUUGAAUGUGACAGAAAAUUGGAUGAAAAUUUACAAAAUAAAAUUGCUGUUGUAAAAGAACUUCCAGAAAGUGAUGAUGCAACUAAAGAAUUAUCUUUAAGAAAAAUAUUAACUAAAGAAACAAAAACAUGUGAUGUAUUAAUUGAUAGUGGUACAGUAGUAUUCAAAACAGAAGAUGGUGAUAAAUUUGCUGUCCGACACAUACUUGAUGUAGAUGUUUUCGAUGAUGGUGCAAAAACAUAUCUUCGUUGGAACUUGCAAUUAACACCAUUUCAUUAUAAACAAAUUACUAUAUCAAAGAUCAAACUUUUUAGAAUACAUUUUUAA
Aphidius gifuensis is the source of this 880-nucleotide messenger RNA. RefSeq lists its product as uncharacterized. The transcript has 7 exons. Bases 59 to 880 code for a protein of 273 amino acids. The record is from RefSeq and is a predicted model, not a curated record. Lineage: Eukaryota; Metazoa; Arthropoda; Insecta; Hymenoptera; Braconidae.